GAGGGCGUUCGGCCGUUGCUCCGCGUGCAUGUGCCGGGCACGCUUCUCGAAUUUUAAAAAUAAAACUUAUUUAACGCGUACACGUAUCCUGUUCCUUUACAUAACAUUCCGUGAUACUUAAAAAAUCGAUGAUUCAUAGUAUUAUUUCAUCAUUUUACGCUUGAGUUUUUACAAAUUGUAUUAUUAUUAGACAUGUUUUAAAUAAAUACUUAGCAUCGAAACCAGUCGCGUCGAGAUAUUCGAACGCAUACCCAGAAAAAUAAACAAUCAGGAAUCGUACGUUAAAAAUGUGAGACGCGUUAGCAAUUAAAAAAAAAAUAAUAUAAAAAAUUACAGAGAUGGAUUGGCGCGAAAAACUUUUUGGUCGCUUCCUCGUCAAAUGCGAUUCGCCGGGCACAAAAAACGGCAAAUUUGAAAAUGUGGCCACAUUAGAAGCAUUAUCCGACUGUGUGGAGGAUGGGGAAGGUGCUGUGUGCGGUAUUUAUUUUUCAUUUGCAAACAUUAGUGACACUAGUGACGAUUUCGGGGUUCGCCUGGAAGAGGUGUACAAAAGAGUGUUUCCUAGAUUGAAGGUCGUAGAAGUAGUGCUGUGGGCUCAUGUCGGUACUCCCGAAGGUCCAGUUGAAAGAGAAGCGGGCUUUCGACGAAGCUUAACUGGGAAACCAUGGUUCGCUGUGCCUUUUCAUGAUGUUGAUACAAAGCGACGUCUCACGCAAAAAUACAGUAUAGCAGUAGGCAUCCCUACCCUCGUGAUCAGAGGUCGCGCGGUCAGAGACGCUUUGCUCAGUGAUCCUUCUGGGGAACGAUUUCCGUGGCCUGCACCACCUCUAGAUGAGGUCCUCAGAGGAGUAGAGCUGGAUGGAGAAAAUAAGAAACUCUACGAGCAGUUGCCCCUUGAUGCUGUUAGGGUCUUCUACUUCGCUGCACACUGGUGCCCACCGUGCCGGUCGUUUGCCCCGAGUCUUUGCGCAGCUCUAUCAGCAGUGCGCAAGCGACGAUCAAAAUAUGCCAACACGCAGCUCAUACUGGUUUCCAGUGACAGAUCCGAGCAGUCAUACGCACGUACUCUGGCCUCUCUAUCCUCCGGAAACGCGCUGGCUAUACCAUGGUCGGCCAGCGAAGCUCGACUUGCUCUGCCAGCGGCCCUCGGUGUAGCGGGCAUCCCGGCACUAGUUAUCACGGAUGGCACUGGCAAAGUGCUUACAUCAAAUGGAAGGCAAAACCUAGCAGCUGAUCCUAUGGGAUUGAACUUCCCAUGGGCUCCGCGCCCCGUGUCCGUGUUGACUGAACAGGCAUUGCUAAAGAUGGCGCGUCAUCCCGCAGUCGUACUCUUUAUAGACGAUGAAGAUUCUGAAAUAGAAUUUUCGGAGUCGGUCCUAACACCAUCCGCCGAAUCCUACUACGAGGAAUGCAGCAUCCAGUACCCUGGAUUUUGCCCCUAUCAAAACUCAUCGGACGAUGAGACAAUGGACUUCGACUACAGCACCACCAAAUCAUCCACCAGAAAGAAGAAAUCAUUCAAGCACGUCAUGUUCUACAUCGGCAUUGAUGGAACGGAUAGCGCUGACAUGAUCAGAGAACACAUAGGCCUGGAUGACGCGGUACCUCUCCUCACUGCUAUAGAUUUCCCAAAACAACGUAUGGUCACUAUGAGAAAUGGGGAUGAAAUUACAACAGAUUCCGUACAGAAUUUCGUCGACGCUUUUCUGAGUGGUAAUGCCGAUUUUAAACCUUUAAAGCCUUAUAGUGAAAAGUGUUAAACGAACUCGUUUACAUCCUAUUGACAUUUACAACCAGCAACAAUCUUAUUCAAAUGAAAUUUAAAUUUAAUCCACACUGCUUUCAAAAUUCACAGCAGUAUAUAAAACAAUGGUCUGGAAAAAAUUAUAAUUAUUAGACAUGUUGAAACUGAAUUCGAACCAGUAAGAGUCAUGAGCAAUUCACGAGUCGCUAUAGCCUGUUCUAUCAAAAAACAAA
Messenger RNA from Vanessa tameamea, 1977 nucleotides. RefSeq names its product nucleoredoxin-like. Gene Ontology annotation, cellular component: nucleus. Gene Ontology annotation, molecular function: thioredoxin-disulfide reductase (NADPH) activity. The record is from RefSeq and is a predicted model, not a curated record. The transcript has 6 exons. The coding region runs from base 339 to 1760 and encodes 473 amino acids. NCBI's taxonomy places the organism in Eukaryota, Metazoa, Arthropoda, Insecta, Lepidoptera, Nymphalidae. Gene Ontology annotation, biological process: negative regulation of Wnt signaling pathway; negative regulation of protein ubiquitination.